AUCCAUGGACGCGUGACAGCGCGACACGAAUUAUGGGAGAAUUGAUGUACCAUCUUCGUGCUGGCUGUGGCUGUGGCUCUCUGGCUGUGGCUUUCAUGUCAUAGGCUGCUGCUGCUUCCACUAACUGUUGAUCCAGCGAUUAUCAGCGUAGUUAAGUGGGGUUACUGGCUGGUGCGAGACGUCAUUAAAUAGGUGCACACAAUCCGGGCAUACACAUAACUACAUACUUACAUACCUACAAACCUCCCACAGCAUCUCAGCAAUGGCAGACAUCCCCCUCACUCCAUCUCUGCUCUCCUCACUCGCCGGCCAGACCGCAUUCAUCACAGGCGCCGCCUCAGGUAUCGGCCUCGCAACCGCCCUCCUCCUGUUGCAGCACGGCGCAAAGGUCGCCCUCGCGGACCUUCCCGGCACCCGCAUAGAAGCGACGUCCGCGCUUCAGGCGCUCGACAAGGCGCAGCUGGACCGGGCGUUCCUGGUCGAAUGUGACAUCACAGACUGGAAGAGCGUGAGCGGGGCAUUUGCAAAGGCGAAACACUGGGCGGGCAAGAUCGAUGUUGUGGUUGCGAACGCGGGCGUCAUGGAGACCGAGCCGUUCUGGGACUUUGCUAGCAUCGAAGAGGAUGAUGAGCAGAGGGAGGCCGAGUGUCGCGAGCCGGUCGAGGCGUAUCGCGUUGUAGAUGUGAAUCUGAAGGGCACGAUGAAUACAAUCCGCCUCGCCAUGUUCCACAUGCGCUCCAACCCGCCAUCCGCAUAUGACGGCUCACGCGGCUCUGUCGUCAUGACCGCCAGCACGUCCGGCUACUUUGGUGGCACAGGCGUGGUAUCAUACAUUGCAUCUAAGCAUGGCAUUAUUGGGCUGCUGCGCUCCUCUCAGCCCGCGGCCGCAAAAUACGGCAUCAGGCUCAACGCUGUGGUGCCCUUUGUCACGCCAACGCAUAUUACCGGUAGCUACAUUGACGCAUGGAACAGAGCAGAACUACCCGCAAACGACGUCGAGGACGUGGCGGCGGCAAUAGCGCAGACGGCGUGCGAUGCGCGGAUGAAGGGCGCAGCGUGUAUGAUUGCGGGAAAGCGCAUGAGGGAGCUCGAGACGUUUUACACGGCGCUGGUGCCGCAGUGGCUGGGGCCUGAAACGACUGAGUUGCUGCAGCAGGCGACCAAGUUCUUCGAGAAACAAGGCGGUUAUCCGUUACCAGCAAAACGGUGAUUGUUAUGUUUGUCUGUCAUAAACGGUGAGAUCGUCCUGCAGGGCUCUGAAGAGGGUAAAGUCGGUCGCCACGGCGGGACUGAGGCUGGCGCAGUAGGAGAGGAGAUGGCUUAUUUCGCGACUCCACACAUACCAGUCGCGCGGAACGACGUUUUGGAGCGCAGGCAGCGGGUGCAUUGCGAAGGCGUGAUAAAGGACCUGUUGGCCGACGAACCUAAGCUAAUGUCAGACGAAUAUGCUGCAUUUUUUAGCAGCUAUCCUCCUUACUGGCAUGAGAAUGCAAACUUCAAGGGCGAAAAGCUUUUCAUAAGUUGGCAAAUGCCUUGUACGGCUGGCCACCACAUGGCUGCCUCGAAGGCGCUUGCACAGGCUUCUAGAUCUCUCUGUGUUGCCGUAC
This is a messenger RNA of Pseudovirgaria hyperparasitica, 1607 nucleotides long. Its product is annotated as NAD(P)-binding protein. Lineage: Eukaryota; Fungi; Ascomycota; Dothideomycetes; Acrospermales; Acrospermaceae. Bases 263 to 1210 code for a protein of 315 amino acids. The transcript is spliced from 2 exons. The record is from RefSeq and is a predicted model, not a curated record.